AUGGCUGAAAACAGAGAAGAAAUUCUAGCAAAUUUUCAGGGAAUCACUAAUAUAGAAGAUGUUGCUGAAGCAAUAUUCCACUUAGAGGAGUCUAACUGGGACCUAUUAACUGCUAUAAACCGGGUAAUGCCUCAAGAUGGAAAUAGUACUCGCAACUCUUUGUCACACAAUAGUGAAACUCAUGACAUAGAGAUGAUAGAUGAAGAUAUAUCUGUGAUAACACCAAAAACUCACCCACCAGAUCGGGAAGCAAAUAAUCAAGCAUCAACCUCAUCACCUAAAAAUACUUCCCUCGACUUGGUUGAGCUUCAAGUUCACUAUAAUAAUAAGAUGCACGAAAUCAAAAUGUCCGGCUCAGCAACAGUCAGCGAUUUGAAGAAGCGCCUGGAGAUGGUGUGCGGGGUGCCUGUGUGCCGUCAGCAGAUAUCCGGCCUUGGGGGCUCCCGGGCCACUUCCAACGCGGUCCUGUCCAGCCUCGGGCUCCAGAGGAAUGCGGUGCUGCGGCUCAAGAGCGCCGACCACCUGAUGGCCGAUGACGAGGUAGCGGACAGAUUAACAAUGACAUACACUCUGUUAGUGAAACAUGAUGAUAAAGAAUACCUGCUAAAGUUCCCUGGCACUAAGACUGUUCGAGAGGUGAAAAACGACAUAUACUCCCUCACAGACAUCCCGAUGCGGUAUCAGGUCUGGACCGGUUGGCCUUCGGUGGUGGGCUUGGACGACACGGUACUAGCGAUGGUCGGCCUGAAUCAACCACAACACGAACUCACGGUGAAACGUUCAACGGCAAACAAACAGAAGGAAUACAAAAGGAUAAUAGUGGAGAGUUCAGACAGCGAGAACAGCUCCGUGGAAGAGGUGGAGGAUGGAGGCGACGGGUUCACUGCAGAGGACGACAUGUUCGUAGACCUGGUCCAGUCCGAGAGGCUGCAGCCGCUGAUGUCGGAGAGCGUCGAGGACGAGGCGCUGGGCUGCAUAGAGUUCACGCAGCGCUUCCGAGCUCGCUACGGACCCAACACGCCCAACUUCUUCGAGGGCACGCUCCAGGACGCCAUCAAGGAGUCCUGUCUCAAGCCGGCCAAAGAGAGGAAGCUGCUGGGCGUGUACCUGCAUCACGAGCAGUCGGUGCUGUCGAACGUGUUCUGCGCCCAGCUCCUCGGCUGCGAGACCGUCCUGCAGACCCUGGCCGCCAACUUCGUGGUCUACGGCUGGGACAUGACGCACCCCUCGAACAACAAUCUGUUGCUGACCUCCAUCGCCACCGCUCUUGGACCCGUUGCCAGCAUGACGAUACGCAGCAUCCCCGUGGACCGUCUCCCGGCGCUGGUCAUCAUCAUGCGAGUCCGCUCCAACACCGAGAUAUAUUCCGUCAUCAACGGCAACGUUGGCGUUUCCGAGCUGGUCGGCGGCUUGGUGGAGGCGAUCGAGCGGUUCGCCGCCCAGAGGGAGGAGGACGCGCGGCUGGAGAGGGAGAGGGAUGCGAGGCAGCGCGUCAAGCUAGAGCAGGACGAAGCAUAUCAGCGGAGCCUCGAGGCCGACAGAGCCAAAGAGGAAAUAAAGAAACAACAAGAAUUAGAAAGAAAUCAGGAGCUUGAGCGGGUAGAGUCAGAAAGGUUAAUGGAGGAAGCGAGAAAAGAGGCGCUGCGUGCGGGCGCGGCGGCGCGCGCGCUGCGUGCGGGCGCGGCGGCGCGCGUGCCCGCCGAGCCGGGCUUGGCGGAGGGCGGGCGCGAGGUGGCGCGCAUCCGCGUGCGCCUGCCGCCGCCGCACCACGGCGCGCUCGAGCGCCGCUUCUACGCCACCGACACGCUCGCGGCACUAUUUGAUUUCCUCGCGUCAAAAGGAUACCCACAAGAAAACUACAAGGUCAUCUCUAGCUGGCCUAGGAGAGACCUGACGACGGAACCCCGCAGCAGCACGCUGAAGGCGCUUAAGCUGUACCCACAAGAGACGAUAAUGCUCGAGGAGCGG
Iphiclides podalirius (scarce swallowtail) is the source of this 1968-nucleotide messenger RNA. NCBI's taxonomy places the organism in Eukaryota, Metazoa, Arthropoda, Insecta, Lepidoptera, Papilionidae. The record is from the annotation of a GenBank genome assembly.